Closterium sp. NIES-67 is the source of this 1029-nucleotide messenger RNA. NCBI's taxonomy places the organism in Eukaryota, Viridiplantae, Streptophyta, Zygnematophyceae, Desmidiales, Closteriaceae. The record is from the annotation of a GenBank genome assembly.
CUGGUCACUCAAGCAGCCAUGGCAGCAGUAAUGGCCGCCGCAGGUAGUCUAGCGCGUCUGUCGGUACGGCCAAUCGACACUGCCUCUUUCAAGAGCGCAUCCCGCUCUGAUAGCAUAAGCCUUGCUGCCUCGUUCCGCCUACCGAUUCGCUGCCUAAAAGGUAGCUGCCAAGAACCAAUUGCGCGUUCGCAACUCGAAAGCCGAUCUUCAAAAGCAUCUGCUGCUUCAAAGCCGUCGACUUUCCUAGCAGCAGAAGCCUCGCAACGCGCCGUCCUUCCGCAGGUCGCGGCAGCAGAAGCCGAAUCCUCCAACUUCUUCCUCUCUGUACUAGCACUCUCCCUCGGCACGUCCGUUUUAAUCACAUUCGCUGGCGCUGGUCCCGCGGAAGCCGCCGAUGCAGCCGCCGCGACCGUCGCCACCGCCGGCGGAAGCGGAGCCGAUUUACACUCUUCGCUCCUCUCAGCCGCGUCUCUUGACCUGCAUUCUUCAUUAGGGUCAUCGGCGACCCUCGGUUUUAUCCCCACUGGUCCGCUUAUGAGCGAGUUCUGGGACAAUGUCGGCCGAUUCGUGAUUUAUUUUUUCACGGUUUUUACGGGCGGGCUUUACACACUGGUUAAGCCGAUUGUGGAUCUUUUAAAGAAGCCGACCACCGCGAUUCUGGUGGUGCUGGUGCUGGGAGGAGGGUUUUACGUGACCUAUCUGACUUUGUCUGCGAUGCUGGGACUGGACAGCUCAGAUGUUCCGCUUGACGGCUACUGAAGGGUCUCUGUUGAGAAGGCAUGGAGGGGUAGAAUGAAAGGGAGAAGGCUGUCGUGAUGGUUGGCUGUCGUGAUGGUUGAUGGUUUUAGAAUUCUGGUGUGUUGUGUAUCCAAGAGUAUAGAUUGCCUCUGCAACGCCCUUGUGGCCCAGAUUUUUGUUGGUCAUUUCAACUUCACUGUUUUCUUCAGCGUUGUUUUUGGUCCUGUCCUGAGCCAGUAUGUUUUCGCUUGUGGGUGAAUGAGAGGUGGGUGGUAGUAGCCUGUCAAACAU